This is a messenger RNA of Cyprinus carpio (common carp), 2196 nucleotides long. Its product is annotated as golgin subfamily A member 6-like protein 22. The annotation marks the transcript as partial. The transcript has 5 exons. NCBI's taxonomy places the organism in Eukaryota, Metazoa, Chordata, Actinopteri, Cypriniformes, Cyprinidae. The record is from RefSeq and is a predicted model, not a curated record.
AUGGGGAACAGACUAGACAUUCCACAAUUACAACUUUUCCACAGUUUUAUUCAAGAGCAAAGACUGACAAGCGAAGAAGAACUUCGAGAGAAUGAAGUACAAUACAAUACAGAACAAGAUAACUGGGAAAGAAAGAUACAGAAGCAAAGACUGAGAAGAGAAGAAGAACUUCGAGAGAUUGAAGUACAAUACAAUACAGAACAAGAUAAGUGGGAGACAAAAAUACAAGAGCAAAGACUGAGAAGAAAAAAAGAUCUUCGAGAGAUUGAAGUACAAUACAAAACAGAACAAGUGAACUGGGAGACAAAGAUACAAGAGCAAAGACUGAGACAAUACAAAACAGAACAAGUGAACUGGGAGACAAAGAUACAAAAGCAAAGACUGAGAAGAGAAGAAGAACUUCGAGAGAUUGAAGUACAAUACAAAACAGAACAAGAGAAUUGGGAGACAAAGAUACAAGAGCAAAGACUAAGAAAACAAGAAGAACUCCGACAGACUGAAGAAAAAUACAAAGCAAUAAUGAAAACAGAAGAAGAUAACUGGGAGAAAAAGAUACAAGAGCAAAUAUUGAGAAAAGAAGAAGAACUUCAAGAGAUCAAACAAAAAUACAAAAUAAUAAUAAAAACAGAAGAAGAGAACUGGGAGACAAAGAUACAAGAGCAAAGACUGAGAAGACAAAAAGAUCUUCGAGACAUUGAAGUACAAUACAAAACAGAACAAGAGAACUGGGAGACAAAGAUACAAAAGCAAAGACUGAGAAGAGAAGAAGAACUUCGAGAGAUUGAAGUACAAUACAAAACAGAACAAGAGAAUUGGGAGACAAAGAUACAAGAGCAAAGACUGAGAAGAGAAGAAGAACUUCAAGAGAUUGAAGUACAAUACAAAACAGAACAAGAGAAUUGGGAGACAAAGAUACAAGAGCAAAAACUGAGAAGAGAAGAAGAACUUCGAGAGAUUGAAGUACAAUACAAAACAAUAAUGAAAACAGAACAAGAGAACUGGAAGAGAAAGAUACGAGAGCAAAGCCUGAAAAGAGAAAAAGAUCUUGGAGAGAUUGAAAAACAAUACAAAACAGAAGAAGAGAACUGGGCAAAAAAGAUACGAGAGAAAAGACUGAGAAGAGAAAAAGAUCUUCAAGAGAUGGAAGAAAAAUACAAAACAGAACAAGAAAACUGGGAGACAAAGAUACAAAAGAAAAGACUGAGAAGAGGAGAAGAACUUCGAGAGAUUGAAGUACAAUACAAAACAGAACAAGUGAACUGGGAGACAAAGAUACAAAAGCAAAGACUGAGAAGACAAAAAGAUCUUCGAGAGAUUGAAGUACAAUACAAGACAGAACAAGUGAACUGGGAGACAAAGAUACGAGAGCAAAAACUGAGAAGAGAAGAAGAACUUCGAGAGAUUGAAGUACACUACAAAACAAUAAUGAAAACAGAACAAGAGAACUGGAAGAGAAAGAUACGAGAGCAAAGCCUGAAAAGAGAAAAAGAUCUUGGAGAGAUUGAAAAACAAUACAAAACAGAACAAGAGAACUGGGAGACAAAGAUACAAGAACAAAGACUGAGAAGAGAAAAAGAUCUUCAAGAGAUUGAAGAAAAAUACAAAUCAGAAAAAGAGAAAUGGGACACAAAGAUACAAGAACAAAGCAUGAAAGGAGAAGAAGAACUUCAAGAGAUUGAAGAAAAACAAAAGACAAUAAUGAAAACAGAACAAGAGAACUGGGAGACAAAGAUACAAGAACAAAGACUGAGAAGACAAGAAGAACUCCAACAGACUGAAGAAAAAUACAAAACAAUAAUUAAAACAGAAGAAGAUAACUGGGAGAAAAAGAUACAAGAGCAAAUAUUGAGAAAAGAAGAAGAACUUCAAGAGAUCAAAGACAAAAAACAAAAAAAUAAUAAAAAAACAGAAGAAGAGAACUGGGAGAAAAAGAUACAAGAGCAAAGACAGAGAAGAGAAAAAGAACUUCGAGAGAUUGAAGAAGAAAACAAAUCAGAAGAAGAGAACUGGGAGACAAAGAUACAAAAGAAAAGACUGAGAAGAGGAGAAGAACUUCGAGAGACUGAACAAAGACUGAGAAGAGAAAAAGAUCUUCAAGAGAUCGAAGAAAAAUACAAAACAGAACAAGAGAACUGGGAGAAAAAGAUAGAAGAACAAAGACUGAGAAGAGAAAAAGAUAUUCAAGAGAUUGAAGAA